This is a messenger RNA of Cylindrotheca closterium, 9942 nucleotides long. Lineage: Eukaryota; Bacillariophyta; Bacillariophyceae; Bacillariales; Bacillariaceae. The record is from the annotation of a GenBank genome assembly.
AUGGCAGAGGAGGCUUCCUCAGUCCCAGCCAGUGCGGUUUUGACUUUAGAUCGAUUUAUAUCGGCAUCCAGCGGUCCAGAUGCAGUGGAAAGCUUGGAAGCAAUGGUGGCUGGGUUCAAAUCUAAAGAAGAGAUGUGGGAACAGUCUUGGAUUUUGAAUAAUACUGAGGUGGUAGAUCACCUCACCCAUUUGUUGCAGCAUGGGACCUUGAAGAAUGGAGACUUACCUUGUGGUGAUGAAGGAAUCAAUCUUGUUUGUCAGCUAUAUCAAACGUCAUUGGCAAAAAAUUCACAUGCGUUAAAAGAACCACAACCAGGGCAAUUGCUUGAAGCUCUCCUUGAUGUCAUGGACAACAGUGACCGACAGAUAUAUACAAGAGUGCUUGCCCUACAAGUCUUGGAGCAGCUAUCACGCAGUCAUUCGAGUCUUGCAAGUUCGCAAUGGCUGCAAGCGCCAAAUGGUCUGCAUCGACUAGCGGACAUGCUUUCAUUAGGCAUCGACAAUCCUGUUGAAGAAGUAAUUCGAAAUCAGGCUCUUGCUGUCGCCCACUUUUUAGCACGGGAAGCACCAAUAUCCAAAGUCUUUCUAUUCGCCGAGGUGGAAACCAAACUCCUUGAUUUAUGCUGGCAACAAGGUGGUUUGACAAAGGGGAACUCAGUAGUUUUAGAUUCUUUAAAACUUGUGGAGGAGAUGCUGAAACAUGCUGACUCAAAUUUACAAGACUUGGUAUGGCAACGACCUUCGGUUCCGCCGCGAUUGGCUCAACUGAUUGAUCUGCGAGGCGCCGAUCAAUUUUUGCAUUCCGACGAAUACAAAAAGAAGCAAAAAGUGAAGCCGAACUCUAUAGAGUCAAACGACGAUGAUGAUUUGGACUCGUUACUUCAAAGUGGAGAUAGCAAGAAGCAACAGUCGCCGAAGAAGGAGGGACAACAACAAGAUUGGUUCAUUCCGCGUCUUUCUUCUGACGAAGAAUCUAUCGUUGAAAGUGUCAUCCGAAUACUUCAUUUACUACUGGAAUCUGAAAGUCUCCGACCAACAAUUUGGAAAGCUCAUGGUGGCAUUUGCAGCCUAGUUUGGGAACUGGCGCUGGUAAAUCCAGCAAACCCACCAGUCUGUGCCAUGCCCAGUUCUAAUAUCCAACAGAAAGCGCUGGAACUAGUGGCAAUGAAAUUCAACGAUCUGAAUACUAUGGAUCGGCAUACUGGUCUAGACCGUUUGCUUUUCCUGGUGUGUACGGGUGGUGCCAAUGCCCAAGACUACAAGGGGAAAAUUGCGACAUCACAAACUGCGUUGUCAGUGUUGCGAAAAACAAUCGAUACCGAUCGUGUCCACGAGCUCCUGCUUCAUACUCUUGCACCACUUCCAGAAGAUGAGGGUGCUCCGGCGGGACCAACAGUCGUCGAAAAACUGUGGAACACUGUAGUUGAGAACUUGUCAAUGUCUUCUACAAAUCAAGAGGAUGACGAAACCAGAAGCAUAUUUCUGUCAGGUGCCCUUGGUGGACUGUCGCUUCUACUAUGUGAUGAACAAUCUCGAGAAAUGAUGUCUAGAGUUGUACCAGACGCGGUAAAUCCAGACAUCAUGUUGGAAGCUCUAAAAAACGAAGAGAAUUCGAUGGUUCGAUGGGCACUGUUGCGAUUUCUGUGCGAGUGGAUUAUGGAAACUCCAUUGAUGGUUCAAAAAUUGUUCAACAGUUCAGCAUCUACAAAUUUAGCUGGAAUGGCAUCCGAUUCGAAAAAAGAUUAUGCGCCAUUGGUUCACUUGUUGCUUGGUCUUGCCAUGGAAUAUCUUCCUGGGGAUGAACACGAUUGUGGCGGCUGGACAAGAACAGGAAUACUCCAAGUCAUCAAGAAAAUUGGGAUUUCAAAGUUCACGACAAGCCUUGAAGGACUCAAGAAGGUUCAAAAUUGCGACUUGCCAUGCUAUGUGUCGCCUCUAGAACGCAGUCAUUGGAACAAGUGGUACGGCAAAGCUGUAUGGAUUGUUCGAAAACGAGUUGUGGACGAGCUAACUGGUGGAGAACCGAGCAGUGAAAGCGAUGCAGAAGAAGGAGAGACAACUCAUUCAAGCACUACCGACGGUGGGUCAAACAAGCACCUGCAAAAGUUGAUAUCACAACAAGCAAAGGAAAUGGAAACGCUGCGACAAGAAGUUGAAAAUGCGACAAUAAAAAUAUCCUCGCAAGAACAUCAACUUGACACCUGGAAACGUCGCAUGGAGAGUACACCCACACAAUUAGAUGGACUGUUGAGCGAGAUGACGAACAAGACUGCAAAUUUGGAAGAGACAAUUUCAAAGCUCGAGUCACAGGCAAAGGAAGCACAGACUGUACAUGAACAGGAGUUGAAUAAGCUGAUCAAGCAGCUUACCGAGGCUCGUCAAGAAGUGGAGACUUCUAGAGCUGCCGAGAAAGAAGCAAUCGACGGUUGGGAAAGAAUGGAACAGGAGUUGGGAGCAUUAAGUCACGCAUACAGUAGUCUCGAGCAAGAUUUCCAACAGGAAAAAAACAGUCAUGCAGCUGCACUUGCAGCCGCCGCUGCUGAUACUGCGGCGGGGACGCCUGCUGGAGAAAGUGCGGCUCAAGAACAACCUCAUGGUGAACGCUCGGAUCAACGAAACAGCAACGGGGGCUCCCUUGAAGUGGCAACUCUGAGAGCAGAGAACGAUCGAUUAAAAAAUGAUGCCCGCGCCGCAGACGAAUGGAUGAAAAUGGCAGUGGAUAAAAUGAACGAAAUGGGGCAAAAUGGGGCAAGGUUACAGCAAGAAUCCGAGGCUCUGAAAGCUCAGAUAAAGACUCUUGAGAAUCAAGAAGCAGCGAACAAAGUGGCGAAUGUGAAGCAGUCUGGAGAGAGAGAGGGAAAACUCCAACAAGAGGUGUCGCGUCUUGAGGCACAAUUGCUAGAAGAGAAAGGUCUGCGAGCUGCUGAAUCUGGCAAUGCGGAAGAGCAGGUGGCUCGCUACGAGGAAACACGGCGCGAGAUGCAAGAACACAUCACAAGACUUGAGUUGCAGCUUCACGAAGAGAAGUCUUCGUCACAAGCUUUUGCCGCAGAUGCAAAGCAGACACAAGAAAAGUACAAACAUGUGGAGGAGGAAAUGAAGAAGCAUAUCGUGGCACUUGAAGCCGCAUUGAACGAAGAGCGGCAGUCUCAUCAGGGACCUGCUUCCGAUUCAAAUGAACUGCAAUCAAAUCACGAAGCAAUUGUAGAAGAGCUCCGGCAACAGAUCUUUAAUCUGGAAGCUCGACUAGAACAGACUCCUCUGGCGAUUCAGGAUGGUGCACUAGAAGCAACAUUGAACGAAGAGCAGCAGUCGCGACAUGGACCUGCCGCCGGUGCAAAUGAAAUGCAAGCAAACCAUGACGCGAUUGUAGAAGAACUUCGGCAGCAGAUUUUUAACCUGGAAGCCCAACUGGAACAACAGACGACUCAAGAGAUUCGUGAGAGUGAACCACUGGCUGGAGAAGGACCUAGUGCUAGUGGCGCUGCGGACGAACAUCUGGAGGCUGUCAAACGAGAAUUGGAGACAAGUCGGGAGCAUUUUGACGAAGACAUAUACAAGAAGGAAUCAAGAAUACGCGAGCUUGAAAAUAGACUCGCAAGUGGUCUGGGCCCCUAUAACAUAGAGGAUAUCCGUGCUCGCGAUGAAGAAAUAGAAGAACUUCGUGGCGCAAAUGAAGCUGCACAGGAAUGGAUGGCCAAGGCUGUGGAGCACCAUCAAACGCUUGCAACACAAGUCGCCAAACUCUCGGACGAAAAGGCUGCACUCACUGGAAAGAUUGAGCAUCUCGAUAGACAACCCAGUGUCACAAGUUCAAACACGGACACCAUUACACAGCUGGAAUCUCAGCUACAACAAAAAGUAGAGCUCGUCGAACAGUUAUCAGCAGAACUUGCACAAUGCAAAGGGGAGUUGAUGAAGUUGAAGGAGGAGAGAGACGCAAUUGAAGACACCGAACAAGACCUGAGUAUUGCUCGAGAUGAGAUUCUAAGCCUCCAAGAAAAGGUGCAACAGCUCGAAAGUAGAAACGACGAAAACGAUCGGAAUGCACUCAGCUCAGAACAUGAAAGGCUCCAAAGUUCCAAUGCAGAAUUACAAGCGCAAUUAGAUCAAUUUACAGCUUGGGCUGAGCAAGCACAGAAAAAAAUAGCUGAAAUCCUGAGUGAGAAACAAGCACACGAAACAACAAUAAAGAAUUUGACGGAAUCCAACAUGAGACUAGCGCAAAACGAAAUUGUUCUGAACAAGAGCGUUCUAACAAAGGAAGCAGAAAGGUCUCAAUUGGAGACGUCUGUAGUUGAAAAGGAUAAACUGGUAACCGAGCUAACAUCAGAGAAAGUAAAAUUUGUAAAAGAGAUUGCUGCUUUGGCGCAACAGGCAAAAGAGGCAGAGAGCCAACUGGAAACGUUGCGAGCUGAGAAGAACGUGACUGAAAAAUCGACAGAGGACAGGCAUGUGGAAAGGGAAACCUUGGAGAAAGACAAGGAAUUUCUUGAUGAACAGAUUUCUUCUCUAGAAGUCGCAAUUAACGAGGAGCUUGACGAGAUUAAUGAUGGGGCAAAGAGUUCCACUGUUGAAGAAAGAGACGAAAUCGCAAAGUUGCGCGAAGAGUUGGAAGCUGCACAUGCUGCACUUGCCCGCGAUGAAGAUGUUGUACACCAAUGGGAAGAUCGGGUCGCAGAGCUCGAGAGCACAAUUCAGUCACUGGAAUCGCAAAUCGAGGAGCAGGAAAAAGAAGCAAACAAUGUUGUUUCUCAAUGGCAGGAGAGCUUUUCGGAGGCUGAAGAAAAGUGUGCUUCACUCGAGAAGGAAUUAUGCACAAUGCGGUCAGGAAUUGAAUCGCCUAGAGGUGACCUCGAUGAUGCAAUGAAAGAUCGUGUCACAGAGCUAGAAACUGCAGUCCAAUCACUCGAAUCGCAACUCAAGGAGCAAGAGAAAGAAGCAUACAAUGCAAUUUCUCAGUGGCAAGAAAGUUACACCGCAGCUGACGAGAAAUGUGCGGCACUUGAGACAGAAUUGACAGCACUUCGGUCAGGAAUGGCUCCAGACGGUAUCCAAAGUGAUGGAAUGCAAGAUCGCGUUCUCCAGCUAGAAAGUACAGUUCAAUCGCUUGAAUCUCAACUCCAGGAGCAAGAGAAAGAAGCCAGUGAUGUCGUUUUACAAUGGGAAGAAAGUUAUACCGCAGCCGACGAGAAAUGUGCGGCACUCGAGACAGAGCUUGCAUCACUCCGAUCAAAAAUGGAAGCUUUCGGAGGAUAUGAUGAAAAACAAGCAAGAAUCUCAGAACUUGAAAGUACAGUUCAAUCGCUUGAAUUGCAACUACAGGAUCAAGAGAAAGAAGCCAGUGAUGCCGUUUCUCAAUGGGAAGAAAGUUACACCGCAGCUGACGAGAAAUGUGCGGCACUUGAGACAGAGCUUGCAACAGUCCGAUCAGAAAUAGAAGCUUCAGCUGGACUGCAGAAUGGUGAAAUCCAAGAACGAAUAUUAGAACUCGAAAGCACAGUGCAGUCACUUCAAUCUCAGCUCCAUGAACAAGAAAAAGAAGCUAGUGGUACCGUUUCUCAAUGGCAGCAAAGCUACACAGCAGCGGCAGAGAAAUGCUCGGGACUGGAGAACGAGCUUUUGGCUCUUCGGUCAGAAACUGACUCUGGACUGCAGAGUGAUGAAAUGCAAGAACGAAUCUCAGAACUCGAAAGUACAGUUCAGACUCUUGAAUCCCAACUCCAUGAACAAGAAAAGGAGGCGAGUGGUGCCGUUUCUCAAUGGCAACAAAGCUACACAGUAGCUGCAGAGAAAUCUUCGGGACUAGAGAACGAGCUUUCGGCAGUUCGAUCAGAAAUGGACUCUGGACUGCAGAGUGAUGAAAUGCAAGAUCGAAUCACAGAACUCGAAAGCAUAGUCCAGUCGCUUGAAUCUCAACUCCAGGAGCAAGAAAAAGAAGCGAACGGUGUUGUUUCUCAAUGGCACGAAAGCUAUACAGCAGCUGAGGAGAAAUGUGCGGCAGUUGAGAGGGAACUUGCAACAGUCCGAUCAGAAAUGGACUCUGGACUGCAGAGUGAUGAGAUGCAAGAGCAAAUCACAGAGCUCGAAAGCACAGUUCAGUCGCUUGAAUCUCAACUCCAGGCACAAGAAAGAGAAGCCAGCGAUGUUGUUUCUCAAUGGCAAGAAAGCUAUACAGCAGCUGAGGAGAAAUGUGCGACAGUUGAGAAGGAACUUGCAACAGUCCGAUCAGAAAUGGACUCCUUGGAUGUACCUCACAGUGAUGAAAUGCAAGAACGAAUCACAGAACUCGAAAGUACAAUUCAAUCGCUUGAAUCUCAACUCCAAGAGCAAGAAAGAGGAGCGAGCGAUGUUGUUUCUCAAUGGCAAGAAAGCUACACAGCAGCGGAGGAAAAGUGUUCGGCGCUGGAGAACGAGCUUUCGGCUGUUCGAUCAGAAAUGGAAGUGCUGAAAGCUAACAACGAUGACAAAACUCGCGACGAAUUGGCUGCGGAUAAGAUUCGAAUUCAGGAAUUGGAAGAAAAAAUCACAAAUUUGGUUGAGGAAAUAGGUGCAGCGAACAAGGCCAAGAAGGAGCAACAAGAAUUGUCGAAAAAAACCUUAUCAAAUCUUGAAAAAGAAUUGUCAGUAUCAAAUGCAAGUUGUGCAGAUCUUAAACUUCAAUUGCAAAAGCUCCAGGAGGAAGGAGCUUCGAUCCGACGAGCACUUGAUGAAAAAUCAAGUGACUUGGAGGAAUCCAAUCGCAAUAGAGAAGCACUGGAAGCAGCGAAACAAACACUUGAGCAGGAAUAUACGACGAUGCGCCAGCAAAUCGAAUCAAAUCCUCCAGAAAGGGUGAGCGGACUAGCUGAGCAGCUGCAACAGAGCGAACGCAGUUUGGCGGCGGCUCAGGAGGCGCUUAGAAAUGACGAAGAAGUAGUUAGGCAGUGGGAGGAACGUGCUUCUGAGCUUGAAUCGACCAUAGAGGAUUUAGAAACGCAACUACAAGAACAAGAAAGCGAAGCAAAUACUGUUAUUUCCGAGUGGCAACGACAGUCGUCAGAUCUUGAAACGCAGCUGACACAGCUCCAGGACCAGAUUGCCAGAAGUAAUGAAACGCUAGCUGCCCGCGACGCGACUAUCGAAAAUCUGAAGACACUAGACAGUGAUAUCUCAUCGCAGCAUAAGGCAUUGUUGGAAGAUACAAAAAGACUCCGUGGUGAGCUUGACAAUGAGAAGAGGGGGAACAUGGAGGCAGAAGAAAAGAUCCGUGCCCUUGCUGUUGCGCUCGACAAAUUGAAGACCGAGUCGACGGAUUCGUCUAAAAACUUGACUAAUCAAAUUGCAGGUUUGGACGCAACAAUCGAAAAAAUGAGGCUUGAGCUAGAAGAGAAAGAAGAAUCCUCCAGGAACGCCACAAAAGCAUGGGAAUCAAAGGUUGCCAAAUGCAAAGAAAAUAUUUACACACUUGAAGCAGAACUUGAUUCAAAAAAUAAAUCCCUGGCAGAUCUGCAAAACGAAGCUUCACAGAGCAACAGCUUGGAUUCAGAAUCAGCAAUUGCGGAGUAUCGACAGAAGGUGUCGGCUCUUGAAGCAGACCUCGCUGCAAAGUCCCAGGCUCUAUCAGGUCUACAAGAAGCUACGCAAAAAGACGCAUCGGAAUCAGAUUCAAAGCUUGCAGAAUACGAAGAUAAGAUAUUCGCUCUUGAAGCAGAUAUCGAAUCAAAGAUUGAAUCCAUGUCCAAUCUGAAGGAUGACGUUGCUGAGAAAAGUGAAGCGCUGUCAAGGCAAGAACUAGAACUGGAGGCACUUGGAAACGAAAUUGCAAAGCAGAAAACCGAAAUCGAGGACCUUGAAAAUGAAAUCUUGAGUAAGACAGAAGAGAUUGAGGGCCUCAAGCAAUCGAGCGGACAUAGUAUGGCCAAGACAGAAUUGGUCGCUUCUAGGGCAGAGAAUGAACUUCUGAACGAGAAGCUGCAACUAGAACAGGAAGCGCGCAAGUCAGAAGCUGAGCAAUUUGAAGAAGCGCUUGCGGCCGAGUCGUCAAAACUGCAAGAAGCACGAGACGAGGUCGAGGAUAUAAGAAAAGAAUCUGAAGACGUUGUGAACCAAUGGACUGCCCGUGUUGAUGAGUUGGAAGGGACGGUUGUUGAACUUGAAAAACAAUUGCAGCAACAAGAGGAAGAAGCGAAUGUUGCAAUUUCAAGCUGGGAAUCGAAAGCCUUGGAACUUGAAAAAGAGCUCGAAACGUGUACAGAGGAACUCAAUGCCCUGAAGCAAAGACUGGCAGAUACAGAAAACUCAACCGCGGACGCCGAAGUCACCCGGAAUCUUGAAGAAGAAAAGAUCAGACUGACACUCGUAGUUGGGCAACUGGAAGACGAACUCCGAGAAGCCAACAGCAUGAUCCAGACGUAUGUCACCAACGAAGCCGCCGAGAAGGCCACAGAAAUCGCCGCAAGUGCCUUGCGUGACGAAAUCGACGAGCUUCAACGCACCAUUGAUGGCUACAAGCAGCAGCUUGCAGAUGAGGAGUCAGCUCGCGAAGUUGCCGAACUUGAAAUCGAAAGGUUGCUUGAUGACAUUGCCACACUUGCCGCUCUGGCAAACGAAGGUGAAAGCAUUGAUGGCAUCGAGCUCCGAACCGUCAGAGCCGCGGAACACUUGAAGAAGAAGGAGCGUAUUGAAAUUGAAUCACUCCGAAACUCAUUGUAUCGAGCAUUGAACGAUGUCGAGAAUGCCCAAACUGCUGAGCGAGAGGCAGUAAAUCAAUUGGCAAAGAUGCAAUUGGCAACAUCGAUUGCUGAGAAGGAUAUUGUCACUGCCAAAUCAGAGAUUCAUUUCUUAUCUCAAGCGCUCGAAGAGUCACGCUUAGCAGAAGAAAACAGAAGAGCUUCUCUAGAAUACCGAAUAAGCUCAUUGGAAGACGACAAUGAUCUUCUUCGCAGAUACCAUGCUGACGAACUUGAGGAAGUCCGACAAGAGCUCUCCCAGAUCACAAUGGAGAAAGAUCGCGCCAUUCACCAAGUUCGAGAAUUAGAGAGAAGCAAUGCUGCGUUCGUUGCUGCAGCAUCAAAGGAAGAUAUCUAUGCCCUGGAUGACCAAGCAGAUCUUGAACAUGAGAUCGCACGACUUCGCGUCGAGCAUGAGCAUCUGCUCACAGUUGCUGCAGACGACAAGGCCCGUGCGGAACGCAAGUUGCGAGAAAUGCUGGCCGCCCAAAUGGCAUCCAUCGAAGCCGAUACUAUUCUAGAGCACGAACUUCGUGUCAAUGCAGAAGAAACCGUUGUGGGUCUCAAGGCCCAAGUAGAAGAGCUAUUGAAGGCCAGCCACGCAGAUGGACAUGGAAACGGUUCCGAAAUGUCCGCCAGCGCUGCUGCGAAGCAAAUCGCUUCGCUCCAAGAAGCCUUGGAUCAAGUCACCAAGGAGAAAAAGAACUUGAAGCAAAAGCUUGAACGCGAGGCUUCCAAAGCCAAAGCAUCCAUUGAAAAAUCAACCGAAGAAUGCCGCCAAGCUCAAUCCGAGUUGCACAAGAUGAUGCGGGAUAACCGAUAUGACCAAGCUGUCAAGACGGAAGCCAGCAGACUGCAUCUGUCUCCACCCCGGAAACGGAUGCCAAUGACUCCUGAAACUCGCGACGAUGUGACGAUGCAAUCUAAUCUAUUGGAUACUUCUAUGACAAGCAUCAACGCAGCCACCUUUGACCACUUGCAAAAUUUCAAGGAAGAGAUGCGAGAAGAGCGCAAGAUUUACUUGGAACUCUUGUCCGAACACGACGACUUGUUGGCAUUGCUGGCCCAGUUGGAUGUUGAAAAGAAUUUUUUGAAGGAUGCAUUGACCAAGAUUGGAGGUCAAGCAGCUGUGGACGAAGCCUUGAAGAAGGCCGAGGAUGAAACCUUUGAAGAACACGGCGGAGUCAUCAAGCUUGCCGAUGAGUUUGCAGCAGUAACAGAUAUGGAAUAA